Sporisorium graminicola is the source of this 1755-nucleotide messenger RNA. RefSeq lists its product as uncharacterized. Gene Ontology annotation, biological process: adenylate cyclase-activating G protein-coupled receptor signaling pathway. Gene Ontology annotation, cellular component: heterotrimeric G-protein complex. Gene Ontology annotation, molecular function: G-protein beta/gamma-subunit complex binding; guanyl nucleotide binding; GTPase activity. The record is from RefSeq and is a predicted model, not a curated record. Lineage: Eukaryota; Fungi; Basidiomycota; Ustilaginomycetes; Ustilaginales; Ustilaginaceae. The coding region runs from base 1 to 1755 and encodes 584 amino acids. The transcript has a single exon.
AUGUCGCCCUCCGUAGCCAGCCAGGACCUACGCCGUCGAAGGUCGAAGCAAGUCCUCGUCGCCACCGACCGCCACGACCCUCUCACUGCCGCCCUCCAACCACCCGCCAACGAAACCCCAGCCGAAAAACAAACCCGCAUCCAGCAAGAAAAGCAAGCCAAACAGCGGUCCGAUGAGAUCGACAGGCUGCUCAAACAGCAGCAAGACGAUGCCUCCCGCAACAACGCUGCGCUGCCCUCGUCGCUCUCGGAGGCCGGUACAGGCAGCAGCAGCUCGAAGAAGGGACGCGUGUAUAAGAUGGUGCUGCUCGGCCAAGCGGGUGCGGGGAAGACGACUGUUCUCAAACAGAUGAGGUUGCUGUACGAUCCUCAGGCACAUGAGAAGGAGCGGAGGGGGUGGGCCAAGAUUGUUCUGUUGAACUUGACGGGGAGUGUGAGGGUGCUAUUGGAGACGUUGGCGUUGUAUCAUGAUCAGAGGCUGAAGCGCAAGUCGAGCGAGAUGUCUCGGUUUGAGGCCUCGACGCCGGAAGCGGCGGCUUUUGCGACUCAGGGCGACGAUGUGGAGCAGGAUGCAGAUGGGAAACGACGCUCGAGCGAGGCUCUGGAGCAGGGGCCGUUGAGCGAGGUCAACAUCGCCACUUCGACUUCGACCACAAGCAUGCCGUGGACUGCGCAUCUUCCGAACAUUGUGCGACUGGAGAACAGACUUCGCAACGAGCUGGGUGCGUUUGGAGAAGAUGUGGUAGUGUCUGGGUCGAGCGGUAUCCUAGCACGCACGACCAGCGGCAGCAGCCAAGGGAAAGAAGCUCUCACGAAGAGCAGCAGCGAUCGGAGCCCCUUGCUUCUGCGACCGGGUUGGCAAGAGCGCCUGUUCACGUACGCGCGUCGGUCGUUCUCUAUCGGCGCCACCCGCACUCCGCAUGCUGGACGAGGUGCAGGCGGGCAGGACGACAGCGCGGACGGCGCUGAGGGCGAUGACGAGAACGGCGAAACACUCAAGCUUCUCCGGGCGGUGCAGUCAGAAGUGCUAGGCGUGUGGAACGACGAUGCGCAGUGUCGAGCGCUGCGCAAGCGGGGGAUGUUUUUGGACGGACAGGCGGAUGCGGCGACUUCGUUCUUCCUGGACAACUACACACGCAUUGUGUCGGCGGGAUACAAGCCAACCGACGAAGAUAUCCUGCACUCGCGCGUGCGCACGCUCGGCGUGACCGAGGACGUGUUCCGCGUCGACCGCUCGCUCGUCUACCGCAUCUACGACGUCGGCGGCUCGCGCUCUCAGCGCACCGCCUGGGCUCCCUUCCUAGACGACGUCGAGUCGAUCAUCUUCCUCGCGCCACUCUCGGCGUUCGACCAGCCGCUCGUCGAAGACCCGGCUACCAACCGUCUCGCCGACACGUUUACUCUGUUCAACCAGAUCGUCUCCAACCCGCUGCUCCAGCAUGCGACCAUGAUUCUGUUUUUAAACAAGAUCGAUCUGCUGGAGAAGAAGUUGCGACAGGGCGUGCGGCUGCAGCGGUAUUGGCCGGAGUAUGUGGGGGACAAUGAUUUCGAAGCGGUGUGGCGGUGGUUUAGGGCCAAGUUUCGGGAUUGUUUGAGGAGGGCCGAGGAGGAGGUAGGGGUGGGCGGGGACAGGAAGAGGAGGCUGUAUGUGCAUACGACGGUCGCCACGAGCACGGUGCAGAUUAGGGCAAUCCUGAUGAGUGUCAAGGAUUCGAUUUUGCGGGAGAAUCUUAGGGUGACCGGGUUGGUGGGGUAG